AUGGCUUUCUUUGGGCACUGCACCACCCCCUUGCUGGACUUCUCAGUUGAUCAGUACAAUUAUCAGCACUUGAUAUACCUCAGUCAAUCUCGCCCGGAUCUGUCAGAAAUCAUGCCAGACACGACGCCUCCAAGCGUUACACAAUACUCAACACCAAAAAACGGUGUCGAGGCCCCGUCGGCAGCGGACCUAACACCCAAGCACGGAGUCGAGCUCCCGUGGCUAGGGGAAUCAACACCAGAGCACGGAGUCGAGGUCCCGUCGGUAGCGAACCUCAUCCACAAAACACUCAAGGACGAAAUAACCAAGCAGGCCUACGGUUUCUUCAAAUGCAGAGCACUUACACCCGAAGAGGCGUCAGACCGAACCUCCCCAUGCAUCGCGUACGGGGUAACACAGGCCAUUGUGAGCCCCGACUUCUCUGUGCACGAGAUCCAUCCAGAGAACUGGGGCGCCUGUGUCGGGUUUCGUGCGCCCGCGAUCUACAUUCGAUCCCCUCCAGGUGCUGGGGAAGGUGGUGACAAUUUUGGGGACGCAAGGAAGGAGGCUUGGGAGGGGUUGCAGAAGACACUGGUGGAGCUCAUGAUAAAGCACAAAUCCCUGCAGAAGUUUAUUGUCCAGAUCUACGACUAUCUGGGCGAGGGGAAAACUUUUCGUGCCAUGUCGUUUGGUCCGGUGAUACUUAAGACUGAUAACGGCAGUCUCAAAGUCAAUCUCAUCAACGAGACCUACCGCGAAAAGUAUGACGCCUGGGAGAAGGAAGAAAAGGCCAACAAGAAGGACAAGGAGGAGGCCAGCAAAUGGAUUCCUACCCGUUACGACAGUCAGCGAACGAUAUAUCAUAAUGUGGCGGGGGAUGUGAUAUAUUGA
Molecule: messenger RNA, 870 nt
Organism: Anthostomella pinea
Lineage: Eukaryota; Fungi; Ascomycota; Sordariomycetes; Xylariales; Xylariaceae
Source: the annotation of a GenBank genome assembly